Molecule: messenger RNA, 9522 nt
Organism: Loxodonta africana (African savanna elephant)
Lineage: Eukaryota; Metazoa; Chordata; Mammalia; Proboscidea; Elephantidae
Gene: ITGAM
Product: integrin subunit alpha M
Exons: 30
Coding region: 93-3560 (1155 amino acids)
Biological process (GO): cell-matrix adhesion; cell adhesion mediated by integrin; integrin-mediated signaling pathway
Cellular component (GO): external side of plasma membrane; integrin complex
Molecular function (GO): integrin binding
Source: RefSeq, a predicted model, not a curated record
ACUUCUCUUUUUUCUGCCCUCUCUGGCUUUGGUGACUCUCCUGAGGUAUCUCAGUGGCCCCUGGAGUCCUGUGGCUCCUGCUCCUUUCAGCCAUGGUUAGGAUGACUACCAAAUUCUUUCUGUUGACAGGCCUGGCCUUAUGUCACGGGUUCAACCUGGACACGGAAAAUGCAAUGAUUUUCCAAGAGAAUGCAAGGGGCUUUGGACAGAGUGUGGUCCAGUUUGAGGGAUCCCGCAUGGUGGUUGGAGCCCCCCAGGAGAUAAAGGCUCCCAACCAAACUGGCAGCCUCUACCAGUGUGACUACAGCGUGGGCAGGUGUGAGCCCAUCCCCCUGCAGGUCCCCUUGCAGGCUGUGAAUAUGUCCCUGGGGCUCUCUCUGGCAGCCACUACCACCCCUUCCCGGCUGUUGGCCUGCGGCCCCACUGUGCACCAAAUCUGCAAGGAGAACACCUAUGUGAAUGGCUUCUGCUUCAUGUUUGGAUCCAACUUACUUCAGCAGCCCCGGAGGUUUCCUGAGACCCUCAGAGAAUGUCCUCGACAGGAAAGUGACAUCGCCUUCUUGAUUGAUGGCUCCGGUAGCAUUAACCCAACUGACUUUCAGCGUAUGAAGGAAUUUGUCUCAACUGUGAUGGCACAAUUCAAAGAUUCCAAAACCUUGUUCUCUUUGAUGCAGUACUCCAAUGAAUUCUGGACUCAUUUCACCUUCAAUAAUUUCAAGAAAAAUCCUAACCCAAGAUCGCUGGUGAAGCCAAUAAGACAGCUAAAUGGGUGGACACACACUGCCACAGGAAUCCGCAAAGUAGUAAGGGAACUGUUUCACAGCAGCUAUGGGGCCCGGAAGAAUGCCCUUAAGAUCUUAGUUGUCAUCACAGAUGGAGAAAAGUACGGCGAUCCCUUGAACUACGAGGAUGUCAUUCCCGAAGCAGACAGAGAAGGGGUCAUUCGCUAUGUCAUUGGGGUGGGAGAUGCCUUUUUUAGUAAGAAAAACCGUGAAGAGCUUGAUAUCAUUGCAAGCAAGCCAUCUUCUGAACACGUGUUCCAGGUGGAUAACUUUGAAGCUCUGAAGACUAUUCAAAACCAGCUGCAAGAAAAGAUCUUUGCAAUUGAGGGUACUCAGACAGGAAGCAGCAGCUCAUUUGAGUAUGAGAUGUCUCAGGAAGGCUUCAGUGCUGCCAUCACAUCUAAUGGUCCCUUGAUGGGUGCCGUGGGGAGUUUUGACUGGGCUGGUGGAGCUUUUUUGAGAACUUCAGAGAAUAAAGUGACCUUCAUCAACACAACCAGAGUGGAUUCAGACAUGAAUGAUGCUUACUUAGGUUAUGCUGCUGAAGUCAUCUUGCGAAACCGGGUACAGAGUCUGGUUCUGGGGGCACCUCGAUAUCAACAUACUGGCCUGGUGGUGAUGUUCAAACAGGAUGUUGGCACCUGGAAGACACAUGCUUCUGUCCAGGGGAGCCAGAUCGGCUCCUAUUUUGGAGCCUCCCUCUGCUCUGUGGAUGUGAACAGAGACAGCAGCACUGACUUGGUCCUCAUUGGGGCCCCCCAUUACUAUGAGCAGGCCCGGGGGGGCCAGGUGUCUGUCUGUCCCCUGCCCCAAGGGCGGGCCAAGUGGCGGUGUGAGGCUGUUCUCCGCGGGGAGCAGGGCCAUCCAUGGGGCCGCUUUGGGGCAGCCCUGACAGUGCUGGGAGACAUGAAUGGAGACAAGCUGACAGAUGUGGCCAUUGGGGCACCGGGGGAGCAGGAGAACCGGGGUGCUGUCUACCUAUUUCAUGGAACAUCAGGACUGGGCAUCAGCCCCUCCCACAGCCAGCGGGUUGAAGGCUCUCAGCUGUCUCCCCGGCUCCAGUAUUUUGGUCAGUCACUGAGUGGGGGCCAGGAUAUGACAAUGGAUGGUCUGGUGGACCUGGCUGUAGGAGCCCAGGGGCAUAUGCUACUGCUCAGGUCCCAGCCAGUAUUGAAAGUUGAUGUUGCCAUGGAGUUCACACCCAGGGAAGUGGCAAGGAAUGCAUUUGAAUGUCGUGAACAGGUGCUGAAAAACCAGAAUGCUGGGGAGGUCAGAGUCUGCUUCCGUGUGCGGAAAAUCACACGGGACCGACUGGGAGAAGGACAGAUCCAGAGCAUCAUCACUUAUGACUUGGCUCUGGACUCUGGCCGCCCAAACCCCCGUGCCAUCUUUGAUGAGACAAAGAACAGUACACAUAGACAAACAAGGACCUUGGCGAUGACGGUGAAUUGUGGCACCCUGAAGCUAUUGUUACCGGGUUGUGUAGAGGACUCAGUGACCCCCAUCGUCUUGCGCCUCAACUUCUCUUUGGUGGGGCGGCCCGCACCCUCUUUCGGGAAUCUCCGUCCAGUGCUGGCUGUGGAUGCUCAGAGACUCUUCACAGCCUUGUUCCCCUUUGAGAAAAAUUGUGGCAAUGACAACAUCUGCCAGGAUGACCUCAGCAUCACCUUCAGUUUUAUGAACCUGGACACACUGGUGGUGGGUGGUCCCCGGGACCUCAAUGUGACUGUGACUGUGAGAAACCAGGGUGAGGACUCCUACAGGACUCAGGUCACCUUCUUCUAUCCAUCUGGCUUGUCCUAUCGGAGAGUGUCAGGGGCCCAGAACCAGCGCUCACAGCGAUCCUGGCGCCUGGUCUGUGAGUCUGGGCCCUCUCCUGAAGAGCCUGGGCGCCUGAAGAGCAGCAGCUGCAACAUAAACCACCCCAUCUUCCCAGACAACUCUGAGGUCACCUUUAAUAUCACAUUCGACGUGGACUCUGCUGCUUCUUUUGGAAACAAAUUACUCCUCAAAGCCAAUGUGACCAGUGAGAACAACAUGCCCAAGACCAACAAAAGCGAAUUCCAGCUGGAACUGCCUGUGAAAUACGCUGUCUACAUGGUGGUCACCAGCCUUGAGCACUCUACCAAAUAUCUCAACUUCACAGCGUCAGAGAAGACCAGCCUGAUUAUGGAGCAUCAAUAUCAGUUCAAUAACCUGGGGCAGAGGAGCCCCUCCAUCAGUGUGGUCUUCUUGGUCCCUGUCCUGCUGAACAAGGUGACAGUGUUAGACAACGUCCAGGUCAACUUCUCCCAGAACAUCUACAAUUCAUGCUACACUGAAGAAAGGCUUCCUCCUCACACUGAUUUCCUGGCUGAGAUUAAGAAGACCUCAGUGCUGAACUGCUCUAUUGCAGUCUGCAGGAGAAUCCAGUGUGACAUUCCUUCCUUCAGCACCCAGGAAGAAUUCACUGUCACCCUCAAAGGCAAUCUCUCAUUUGACUGGUAUAUCAAGACUGCGAAUAACUACCUCCUGGUUGUGAGCACAGCGGAGAUCUUGUUUAACAAUUCUGUGUUUGCCCUGCUUCCAGGACAGCAGGCAUUUGUGAGGGCCCAGACAGAGACCAAAGUGGAGCAGUAUGAAAUUCACGACCCUGUACCACUCAUCGUGGGCAGUUCCGUGGGGGGGCUGUUGCUUCUGGCCCUCAUCACCGUGGGACUGUACAAGCUUGGUUUCUUCAAACGGCAGUACAAGGACAUGAUGAGUGAAACUGCUCCCCAAGCAGACGUACCCCAGUAAUGACUCCUUCCCUACUGAACGGCUUCUUCUGGAAGGAGCAGAUCUUUGGUCAGACCAACAUGCAGGCCCCUAUGCUGCUGGGCAGACAUAUCCAUUAGGAGACUGGGGUUGUGACAUCUAACCCAGAAAAGACCUGCUUGGGUUUCCAUUCAUGUGUAUGUGUGUAUGUGUGCAGGUGUGUGUGAGGGCAUGUGACUCAGAUGUCUUUAGAACAUCUGAAUCACAGAAUAGUCUCUCUGGCUGAGGAGAAUUGCUGGGGCUUCCUUGUGUAUGUGGGCAAAGAUGGUGUCAGACCUUCUAGGAUGGAGGUGAUGGCAGCUCUUAUGGGUGAAAAUAAAGGGAGACCCUCUCCUAAGUGAGAACUUCCGUCAUGGAGAAGUGUGCAGUCUUGCAGGAGCCUGUGCUGCUGGGACUGAGCUGCUGUGGAGAAGUCGCUGGUGGAGCCAGGUGCUGGUCAGCCAGCACCAGCCUGUCCCAACCAUCCCACACUCCAGCUGAGGGGCUCGACAAUUAUGUCAAAUGAGGAAUGAUAAACCUCCCUUUAUGUUUUCAUUCAUUUGUUAUUUUAAUGUUACUUCUAUAUUUUUGUAUUGAUAAAGCUGUCCACGUACAAAAUCAAAAGACAUGCAAGAGCGUGCGGUGAAAAUCCUCUCCCCCACCCUCAUCAUUCAAGUUCUCUCCUUAAGGGCAGCUGAUGUUAUGUAUUUUGGGGUCUCCUUCAGAAAGAUUUUAGGCCUAUGCAACAUACAUACACACAGCUGCAUGGAUAUACCCACGGGUGAGCUUUUUCUCACAAAUGGUAGCGUUAUUUAUUUAUGCUGCUCUGCACUUCGCUUUUUCAUGAGUAUAACUCAGACAUUGCUUGAUAUCAAGCCAUAAAUUGCCUUUUCAUUCUUUUAUACACCUGCAGAACAUUUCCUUGUGUGGGUGUAUCAUAAUGUAUUUAAUCAGUUUCUUUUUGAUAUAUUAUUUCCAAUCUCUUGCUAUUACAAUAAUGUUGAAUUAAUAAAUCGAAUAUAUGUGAUUUUUGUAUAUGUGUAAGAACUAUUUAUAGGAUAUAUUCCUAGAACUUUGGGUUCCUCCAGAUUCAAACCCUGAGACAAGAAUUUUGGCGAAAGGAGUUUUUUUAAGAGGUGGCUCCAGGAAAUGCCAAUAAAGAAGGGGGAGAAAGGAAGGUAGCCAAUAAAGGGUGUGUUAUCAACAUAGUCACCACUGUGGGGCUCCACAGGUUAAAUCCUACUGGAGAGCUCUGGGAACAGUGUAGAACAUGCAUCUCAGUGUUAUCCCACUGGGUACAAGGAGCUGAGGUAUUUAUACACCAAUUAUACAUAGUUAUAGAAUGAGGGCUGCUCUGAGGACAUUAAUUUCCUGGACUGCCUUGGGUAUGGACAGAGCAUGUUCUGGUGGCCAGAGAAGGAGAUACAGGUGCUGCCAGUUGGAAGUCUGACAGGUGAGCACAGCCCCUGGCAAGGACCGUGGGGAUAUGGAGGGGCACCAAUAACAUGAGCUACAAAAGGGUAUGUGCAUGUAAAGUUUUGAUAGCUGUGGCGGGGUAGUCCUCAUCUUUAGAUGGAGUCUGCUAACCAAAAGGUCAGCAGUUCCAAUCUGCCAGCUACUCUGAGGGAGAAAGAUGUGGCAGUCUGCUUCCAUAAAGAUUUACAGCCUUGUAAACCCUAUGGGUUGCUAUGAGUCAGAACUGACUUAAUAGCAUUGAGUUUUGGUUUACCAAUGCAUGUGGGUGCUUGUCUCUCAUACCAGUGGCAAUGCAUCCUAAUUCUCACACCAGUUCUGCUAAGUGACCGACUUUUUAAAUUGUUAUCUGAAUUUCAUAUAUAAGGAAACUGAGGCCGUACCAAUAGGUCAUACCAAUUACCUGAGGUCAUAUAGAUAAGAAGGGGCUGGAGCUGGGAUUCCAACCUGUCUCUGUCUGGUUCCAGAGCUUUUCUUCUACUGUCCUGGUAGUGCUAGAGGAAUGGCAGCAGGUCCGAGGGAGGUGUGGGGACAGAGUGACUCUUACUUAGCUGUUAUAAUAUUAGGGUGAACCAUAUGAAAUUGCCGACUUGCUACAAUUUUUUGGAAAAAAAUUUUUAAAAUGUCAAUUUCAUAGGGUUCAUCCAAACACAAAAAAACCAUGGCUUAGAUGGCCUAUUCCAAAAAUGAUAGAAGGAAAAAGGGAGGGUUUAAUCCUGCUUGGGAGGAAAGGCUCCCUAGGGGCGGCUACUCUUGACCCAAGUAGGGGCAGAGUUUUCCAGGCAGAGGGUAACACAGGGUGAGGCCGGAAGGAGGGCGGGAGCUUGGACAUAUGUGCUUUGUAAGCCAGAGUAAGGAGUUUCGUUUUUAUUCAGCAUUUCGUAAGAUACCAUUGAGGGGUGUCUAAUGAGACAGUAGCCAUUUGCAUCCUUGGGGUUGCCACACACAUGAUGACCUUUACAGAGUUCUACACAAUUUCCUGACUUAAAAAUAAAAUUUUUUUUGUUUUUUUUUUUGUUUUAUAUAUAUAUUUAAUUGUACAUUAGAUGAAAGUUUACAGAACAAACUAGCUUCUCAUUGAACAGUACACAUAUUGUUUUGUGACACUGGUUACCCACCCCAUGACAUGUCAACAUUCUCCCCUUCCUGACCUUGGGUUCCCUAUUACCAGCUUUCCUGUCUUCUCCUGCCUUCUAGUCCUUGCCCCAGGCUGGUGAGCCCCUUUAGUCUCAUUUUGUUUUAUGGGCCUGUCACAUCUUUGGCUGAGGGUGAACCUCAGAAGUGACUUCAUUACUGAGCUAAAAAGGGUGUCUGGAGGCCAUACUCUUGGGGUUUCUCUAGUCUCUGUCAGACCUGUAAGUCUGGUCUUUUUUUUUUUUUUUAAUUUUUAUUAAGCUUCAAGUGAACAUUUACCAUUCCAAUCAGUCUGUCACAUGUAGGCUUACAUACAUCUUACUCCCUUCUCCCACUUGCUCUCCCCCUAUUGAGUCAGCCCUUUCAGUCUCUCGUUUCGUGCCAAUUUUGCCAUCUUCCCUCUCUCUCUAUCUUCCCAUCCCCCCUUCAGUCAAGAGUUGCCUACACACUCUCCAGUGUCCACCUGAUUUAAUUAGCUCACUCUUCAUCAGCAUCUCUCUCCCCGCCACUGACCAGUCCUUUUCAUGCCUGAUGAGUUGUCUUCGGGGAUGGUUCCUGUCCUGUGCCAUCAGAAGUUCUGGGGAGCAUUGUCUCUGGGAUUCCUCUAGUCGCAGUCAUACCAUUAGGUAUGGUCUUUUUAUGAGAAUUUGGGGUCUGUAUCCCAUUGGUCUCCUGCUCCCUCAGGAGUUGUCUACUGUGCUCCCUGACAGGGCAGACAUCGAUUGUGGCCGGGUACCAACUAGUUCUUCUGGUCUCAGGGUAAUGUAGGUCUCUGGUUCAUGUGGCCCUUUCUGUCUCUUGAGUUCUUAGUUGUCGUGUGACCUUGGUGUUCUUCCUUUGCCUUUGUUCCAGGUGGGUUGAGACCAAUUGAUGUAUCUUAGAUGGCCGCUUGUUGGCAUUUAGGACCCCAGGUGCCACAAUUCAAAGUGGGAUGCAGAAUGUUUUCAUAAUAGAAUUAUUUUGCCCAUUGACUUAGAAGUCCUCUCAAACCAAGUUCCCCAGACCCCAGCCCCUACUCCGCUGACCUUUGAAGCUUUCAUUUUAUCCCGGAAACCUCUUUGCUUUUAGUCCAGUCCAAUUAGGCUGACCUUCCUUGUAUUGAGUGUUGUCUUUCCCUUCACCCAAAGCAGUUCUUAUCUACUGAUUGAUCAAUAAAAAGCCCUCUCCCUCCCUCCCUCCUUCCCCCCUUUGUAACCACAAAGGUAUGUGUUCUUCUCCGUUUUUUCUAUUUCUCAAGAUCUUAUAAUAGUGGUCUUAUACAAUAUUUGUCCUUUUGUCUCUGACUCAUUUCGCUCAGCAUAAUGCCUUCCAGAUUCCUCCAUGUUAUGAAAUGUUUCAGAGAUUCGUCACUGUUCUUUACCAAUGCGUAGUAUUCCAUUGUGUGAAUACACCACAAUUUAUUUACCCAUUCAUCCGUUGACAAACAUCUUGGUUGCUUCCAGCUUUUUGCUAUUGUAAACAGCGCUACAAUAAACAUGGGUGUGCAUAUAUCUGUUUGUGUGAAGGCUCUUGUAUCUCUAGGGUAUAUUCCGAGGAGUGGGAUUUCUGGGUUGUAUGGUAGUUCAAAAAUAAAUUUUUUUUAAAUCAAUUUCAUUGAAGUUUAAUUUAUUCAAUACGUACCUAUUUUACCAAAAUGUACCCAUUUUAAAUGUACAUUUUGAUGGGUCUUGAUAAAUUUAGGCACCCAAGUAACCGCAACCAAUGAAGAUAUAGAGCUUUUCUGUCACUCUAAAAGUUUCCCUGGGCUUCAUUCCAGUGAAUCCCCAUUGCCCCUCAUCCCCAUCUCCAGGGAACCACUGAUGUUUUCUAGAGUUUUAUAUGCAUAUAAAACAUUUCUUCUUCCUUAACUUGAAAGAUAAAUGUCCUCAGUAUCUCCAGAAGUUCUUAGUUGAGCUAGGAAGGGAGAUGGCCUUUGUACCCACAGUCACCUGCCUUGUGGGCUCAGAGUCCACACCUGUAUCCUUGAAUUGGAAGCUUGUAUUGAAUUCAGACAAACAGGACUUUUAUGACGGAUUAGAGAAGUAAAUCAUUUCAAGUAACAAAUUGCCCUAGCAUAGCCACAGAGUUACUAAUAAACAGGGCUUUAAAUCUCUGAUGACAAACACUAAACCCAGGAAUGUCUAGCCUGGUUUUCAUGUUCUGGGUUUCCUCACUUCAGAAAAACAGGGUCUUUAUCCCUUCAAUGGAAACCCUGGUGGCGUAGUGGUUAAGUGCUAUGGCUGCUAACCAAAGGGUCAGCAGUUCAAAUCCGCCUGGCGCUCCUUGGAAACUUUAUGGAGCAGUUCUACUCUGUCCUAUAGGGUCGCUAUGAGUCGGAAUCGACUCGACGGCACUGGGUUUCGUUUUUGGUUUUAUCCCUUCAAUAACCAUCCUCCUUUUUCUUACUUGGAAACCCUGGUGGUGUACUGGUUUAGUGCUAUGGCUGCUAACCAAAACUUCGGCAGUUCGAAUUCACCAGCCGCUCUUUGGAAACUCUCUGGGGAAGUUCUACUCUAUCCUAUAGGGUUGCUAUGAGUCAGAAUCGACUUGAUGGAAACAAGUUGUUUUUUCUUACUUAAUAAUAGAAUUUUUAUCUGGGCCACUGUGGUAGAUUGUUACAAUAAUGAACCCCAAUGAAUUGUGCCUCCCUGUGUCCUGUCCCUUUGCAAUGUGACAUUGCUGCUCCUCUUAUCUGGUGGUGGAACCCAUUUCUCCACACCUUUGAAUCUGGGCUGGUCUUGUGACUUUGACCAACAGAAUGUGGCAGAAGUGAUGUUGUAUGAGUUUUGGAGCUUAGACCUUAAAAUGCAUUGCAGCUUCUGCUCUUGCUCUCCUGGAACCCUGAGACCACCACGUGGUGAUCCAUCUAGCCUAGUGAAGAAUGGGUGACCAUGUGGAGGAGACAACUGAGACACCCAGCCGACAGCCAGCACAACUGCCUGACACAUGCUCAAGGCUAUCGUGGAUCUCCCAGCCUGGUCAAGCCAUUCGAUUACUGCAGCGCAGCCACAGACAAGUCCAGCAGAGCCGACCAAAUUGUCACCUCACACAACUGUGAGAAAUAAUAAAUUGUUGAUGCUUCAAUCCACUGUAUUUUGAAGUGAUUUGUUAUCAGCAAUAAAUAACUAAUAUAGCUACCCAGAUAAACAUUACAUUUCCCAGUCUUCUUUGCAGCUAGGAAUGGCCACAUGACUAGAUUCUGGCCAAUAGGAUGUGAAUAGAAGUGAGUGAGCAAGUUUAGAGUCAGGUCCUUUGAGAGAAGGGCCCUCCUUUUCCCCUCACCCCCUUCCCACUGGCUGGAGCACGAACAUGGCGGUGUGCCAUUUUGCACCUCAGACAAGGGUAACACCUAAGAAUGCCAGAGUGAGGCAGAAAGACC